This is a messenger RNA of Drosophila innubila, 1663 nucleotides long. It is a transcript of the gene Scgalpha, whose product is annotated as epsilon-sarcoglycan. Gene Ontology annotation, molecular function: calcium ion binding. NCBI's taxonomy places the organism in Eukaryota, Metazoa, Arthropoda, Insecta, Diptera, Drosophilidae. The coding region runs from base 91 to 1422 and encodes 443 amino acids. Gene Ontology annotation, cellular component: membrane; sarcoglycan complex. The transcript has 5 exons. The record is from RefSeq and is a predicted model, not a curated record.
UACACACUUAAGGAAUUUUCAGUCGCGUUUGCUUAAGCUUAUUGAAAUGUUUAUGUAAAUCAGCAAUUGAAGAAAGAAAAACAAUUAGAAAUGCAGCUUCUACUCCUCAUCGUGGCAUGGCUUGGUGUGGAAAGUGCCAGGGCCUUCAAGUUACAGCUGCAGGCGAAUGUUGGAGAAUUGUUUACCUAUAAAAUUGCACCGCAACUUUUUAACUGGACGCACCAAGUGAUUGGCGAACAGUUUCGGUAUAGACCUUCAUUGCAGGAUUACCCAGAUCUGCCCAGCUGGAUGCGGUACAUGUACAGUCAUGAGUACCAUGCUGGAUUCAUAUAUGGAACGCCGCCAAUCUCUGCAGCGGGCAAAUCUCUCAAUUUCGAUGUCGUGGCCUUGAAUCGACAGAAUUACGAGACUCGCCAGUUGAUCAUCUCAAUGUUUGUAGCGCACAAAUUUAUAACACCAAAUGUGGUGCAAAUGAAAAUCGACAAUCUCAAUUGGGUGCAUCUAAUGGAUCCGGGACGUGUGGAAAACUUGCGUAACAUUUUCCGCAAGGAUCUCUGGCCCGGCAGCAAAGAGGAUCUGAGCGUUGUGUUUAUGGAAUCGGCUGUCAAUAUGGGCGGACGUUUGCCACUGCGUCCACAGCAGCGCGAAGGAGUGAUCGUGCACGUUGGAAGCUUUGCACAGUUCUCACCACGACUGAAGGAACUGCAGGAAGAAGUUCGUCCUUUGUACAAGUUGCCCUCCUGCACCUACAAACGAACAUCGGUUCAAAAGAUAUUUGAAAAUGUUGGCUUCAAACUAGAUUGGUGUGCCUUUAAAAUGGUGGGCAUAGAGUCGCCCACUGAGGUACUCUAUCACAAUAACCAUGCCAGUGGGCGUCUGGACGAGCAUCAAAAGCAACCACAUAAUACGGAGGUGCAGCAUCACAAUGAAAACUGGAUGGCCAUUUCACGCGAGGAUGUUCCCAUGCGCAAUUACAUCGAUGAGUUUGCCUUUGCAUUUGCCAUUCCGGGCAUGAUUCUGGCCGUGCUUCUGGGCAUGCUCUCGGCUGUACUCUGCUUUCAGCACCAUAAGUUUUACGAUCCACAUUCUGAGUUUUUCUUUGCCAAUAUUUUUCACAUUUGCGAAGAGUCGUGCGAAAAACCGCAGAGCGAUUCGGAAGAUGACAGUUCCAUCCACAUGGAUUAUCCAAUGUCAUCUACCGUACAAAUGGUUCAGUGCUCUGAUACGAAUCCAAUGCAACCAGUGACAACGCUAAAGAGCCUUAAGGAUCCCAACUUUCUCUUGGACAAUAUAAGCAUGCGCUCUCAAAGUCCCAAUAAUAGCUUGUAUCAAUUGGACAGCGGCGCCUCCGGCAUUUACGCACGUCCCAAACCUCCACCAUAUAAGGGCGGUACUUUGGGACGCAAUGGCGUGGACAUUUGACAAUCAUCGGCCAGAGUGCUCUAUUGUUAAAGGUGCCUCGCCUCGUUCAGCAAGCAAUACUCAAAACUAACUUCUCUACAAUUCCCGGCAUAGCAGUCAGUAGAGAUGCAUUUAUUAGUAGCCAGCCAUAUCAUAGCCGCAUCGAAUUAAUCAUAAAUGUUUAUUAUAAUAAAUAGCGUAAUUUAGUUUGAUCUGUAACUUUGUUGCAAAUAAAUAUAAAAUUCCGCUAUGAUUCAAGAUA